This is a messenger RNA of Cylicostephanus goldi, 234 nucleotides long. NCBI's taxonomy places the organism in Eukaryota, Metazoa, Nematoda, Chromadorea, Rhabditida, Strongylidae. The record is from the annotation of a GenBank genome assembly.
AUGCGUAUUCUCGGAUUUUCAGAAGACGAGGGUGACUCAGCUGGAAGUGGAGCAUCAGAUCUCAUUGGCGAUAAUUUGGAGGAGCAGCUCGAUGUUGACAUCGAAGCUUUCCCAAUGGAAGCUGGCGAUAAAGACGGAAUAGUCAAUAUGUUGACUCAAGUAAGGUUCUUUCCUGUUUCCGGCGCUAGCAGUUCACUUGUUUUCCGAUUUUGUAAAGAUUGGUUACAAUUCUGA